AUGGAACGUGUCAUAAAAAACGGUGAGGAGAGAGAGGGACCUCCAGGUGAUAAGAGUUGCACUAGAGCAGCAGAUUGCGGAGACAGCUGGUGCAAGUUGUGCGACGCGGAUUCGUCGAUCCGAGGUAGGAGCUCAGACAAGAGCCGGGUCUCCAUUGGAAGCAUGGCGAUUGGAGCUAGAACACUCCCUUUCAUGCAGUUGCUCAAGAAGGGGUUACUGAACACAGGGGACACCACAGACGAUGUUGAAACAACGCUGCGAGGCGGGGAUAGGAUGACAGACGCCACCAGGGAGCAGGAUGAAGUUGAGAGGGAUCGGAGAGGUUCAGCCGGUAAUCCCCGCGUUCCUAUUCGACCGCCUCGCCUUGUCACCUGCCGGCUUAUCCUCGACUUCACAGCCACCGAAGCACAAAGCAGAAGAUACUACGAUUGUACAGACAUCUCCCACAGCACCGGACUUUCAAUCAAAACUCGUCUCAAAAUCUGCCCAUUAUCUAGCAAAGUGCCAUCUGCAAUGAAAUGCUCCGAUCAGCACGGCGGAACUCCAAGGAGGGCAUGUGACAAUGUCUUCCGCCCUCGGAUAGAUCCACGAGUAAGAAUCAAGCUGGAGAACCUGGUUUGGAAAAGUCGAGCUUUUGAUGGGUUGAUGUCACCUGGGUGUUGGUCCUUAUUGACCGAUUUCGGCAUUGAUCUGAAACCGAGAGCGGGAGGAAGGGAGGGAGAGAUAAGGCGCCGGGAAGAUGAGGGGAUAAUGGAUCUACUCCGCACGCUAUUUUGGACGGACACAGCGAACCCCUCGCAAGUGGGUCGUAGCACAAUGCAGCCAAUGCAGCGCAACACUGCGAUAGGCAGUUCCCCGCCUCCAACAACCCCACUUCCCAGGACCAUGGAACCAACCAUGAACGUAUUCCAACAGCUUGACAGUUAA
Molecule: messenger RNA, 927 nt
Organism: Aspergillus neoniger CBS 115656
Lineage: Eukaryota; Fungi; Ascomycota; Eurotiomycetes; Eurotiales; Aspergillaceae
Exons: 8
Coding region: 1-927 (308 amino acids)
Source: RefSeq, a predicted model, not a curated record